Molecule: messenger RNA, 597 nt
Organism: Epinephelus moara (kelp grouper)
Lineage: Eukaryota; Metazoa; Chordata; Actinopteri; Perciformes; Serranidae
Gene: wdr38
Product: WD repeat domain 38
Exons: 3
Coding region: 108-449 (113 amino acids)
Biological process (GO): mRNA splicing, via spliceosome
Cellular component (GO): U4/U6 x U5 tri-snRNP complex
Molecular function (GO): protein binding; U4 snRNA binding; U6 snRNA binding
Source: RefSeq, a predicted model, not a curated record
AGGACGAUAGGAGACGGGUUGAAAUAAACCGAAAUUUCCCUUUAACACAGCCAAUCGGAGACCAGCACGUUGAACAGACUUCCUGUUUUUGUGAUGUAAACUUCCUGAUGGUGUUUUUGUUUGUGGCUUCUAUCAGGUAUCACCUGGCGACAGGAAGUGGUGAUAACACCUGUAAGGUUUGGGAGCUGAGGAACAGGAAGUGUCUGUACACAGUCCCCGCCCAUCAGAACCUGCUGUCGGCCGUCCGAUUCCAACCCACGGAUGGUCACUUCCUGUUGACUGGAGCGUAUGACAACACAGCCAAGGUUUGGAGUCAUCCGGGCUGGACGCCACUGAAGACGCUCGCCGGGCACGAGGGGAAGGUAAUGGGCGUUGACGUGUCGCCUGAUGGAAAACUGAUCGCAACCAGCUCCUAUGACCGAACCUUCAAACUCUGGCUGUCUGAGUGAUGUCAUGAUGAUGUCAGGACUGAUGUCAUUGCAGCAACACAACACAUGACAGAAAGUUUUUGUUUUCUUUUUUGAAAUAAAUAAAAGACUUCAUGUUUCAUUGUUUUUAUAUCAAAUGAAAUAAAAGUUCAUGUUUUGGAAACUCGUA